Pogoniulus pusillus (Red-fronted tinkerbird) is the source of this 3146-nucleotide messenger RNA. It is a transcript of the gene THBD, whose product is annotated as thrombomodulin. Gene Ontology annotation, molecular function: extracellular matrix protein binding; calcium ion binding; transmembrane signaling receptor activity. NCBI's taxonomy places the organism in Eukaryota, Metazoa, Chordata, Aves, Piciformes, Lybiidae. The transcript has a single exon. Bases 372 to 2042 code for a protein of 556 amino acids. Gene Ontology annotation, biological process: cell migration. Gene Ontology annotation, cellular component: membrane; extracellular matrix; external side of plasma membrane. The record is from RefSeq and is a predicted model, not a curated record.
GAGCAUCCCCAAGGGCCGAGCUGAGCAUCCCCUUGGCCGGGCGGGGCAUUCUCGGGUGAAGGCGGAGCGUCCCCGCUCCGGCGUUCUUUGCUUCCCCCCGAUCCCGUCCAAAUCCAGCCCCUAACUCGACGGGGAGGAGCCGACAGAAGGAGAGGAGGGGGACGGACAGGCUGGAGGGGCAGGAUUUGCCCGAGAUUUACUCCUCCCGCCCCGCCGCAAUCUCUCCGCGCAGCACCGGCGGCAGUGGCCCGUCCCCGCAUGCGCUUCCUUCCUGCGGCGGGGAGGGUCGGAGCGUUUAUAAAUCGGGGCCCGGGAGAGAGAGACGGGAUGCCAGAGAUUUGCAGCACCGCUCGGUCCCUCCGCCGCUUGCCAUGCGGCGGCUCCCGCUGCCGCUGUCGCUGCUGCUGGCCGGGCUGGGGUUGGGGCUCGGCGGGGAGCUGGAGCCCGUCGCCGUCUCGGGUGCCCAGUGCUUGGAACACGACUGCUUCGGCAUCUUUUGGGCGAAGAAGUCCUUCGCGGAGGCCAGCAAGGUGUGCGAAAGGGGAAGCGGGCACCUGAUGACCGUCCGGUCCACCGUGGCCGAGGACGCCAUCGCCUUGCUGCUGCAGAACCGGAGCGGGACGUUGUGGCUGGGCUUGAGUUUGCCCCUUCCUUGCACCGAGCCCACUCAGCGCCUUCGCGGUUUCACGUGGGUGACCGGCGAUGGCCGCACCGAUUACACCAACUGGGCCCCGUCGGGGCGGCGCUGCUGGGAGCAGUGCGUCACCGUGUCCCGGGACCUGCGCUGGGAAGAGCGGCGCUGCGAGGAGCCGGCCGAUGGCUUCCUCUGCGAGUACAACUACGGCGGCAGCUGCCCCCAGCUACCUCCCGCCGAGGGGCUGCUCGUCACCUACACCACCCCCUUCGGCGCCCGCGGCGGAGACUUCCAGGCCUUGCCACCUCGCAGCACUGCCAGCGUCCCCGCCGUGGGGUUGGAGCUUCGUUGCGAUGAGGAAGAGAUAAGUGGGGGACUGCACUGGGGCCGUGACACCCCAGGAGCUUGGCCCUGCCGCCUGGCCAACGGGGGCUGCGAGGGGACGUGCAGCGAGGAGGGUGACCAGCCGCACUGCUCCUGCCCCGACGGCAAGGUGCUGGGCCCUGACGGGCGCAGGUGUGCCUCGCCCUGCGCGGGCACGUUGUGCCAGCAUCACUGCGUGGUGGAUGGCAGCAGCUUCCUCUGCAUGUGCGACACAGGCUACCAGCUGGCCGCCGACGGCUACAGCUGCGAGGACAUCGACGACUGUGUCAUCGUGCCCAAGCUGUGUGAACAGGUCUGCGUCAACACCAAUGGCGGCUUUGAGUGCCGCUGCGACAGUGGCUACGAGAUGCUGGACGGGCGAUGCCGGCGCAUCAACCACUGCGACGAGGCACACUGCGAGCAGCAGUGCGAGGAGCUGCCCGAUGGGUUCCUCUGCAGCUGCUACCCGGGCUACGCCGUUGACCCGCAGGACUCCACCCGCUGCCUGCUCCACUGCAACAGCAGCCAGUGCCCAGCUCAGUGUAACAUAGAUUUUGACUCCUGCGAGUGCCCUGAGGGCUUUCUGCUGGACAUGGACAAUGACGAGAGGAUCUGCGUGGACAUAGAUGAGUGUCAGUCCGACAGCUGUGAGCACAACUGCACCAACCACCCUGGUGGCUAUGAGUGCUCCUGCCAUGCUGGCUACCAGAUUCGUGACAAGAAUUCCUGCAUCAAGAUCACAGAGAGUGAGGAGGGAGAAUACUCGGGGGAUUUAGGACCUGCCUCCCAGACACCUGCAUCCCAGACGCCUGCCCCCAGCAGGACCCCACCGAAGGCAGAGUACCUUCACCCUGGCGUGCUGGUGGGCAUUGCAAUGGGUGCCCUCUCAGCGGCCCUGGUCUUGCUAGCCCUGGGCUACCACCUGGCAAAGAAGCGCUGCAGGUCCCCUGCCACCAUGGAUUACAAGUGCAGCAGCCCCCACGAGAAGGAGAUGGGACUUCAGCCGGUCACUUCGGUGUGUGCCACCCCCAGCCAGAAACUGUAGGGAGAGCGGGAUGAAGGGAGAGGGAGGUGGGUGGAACUGGGUAACAUUUACUCCCCUUACACCCCCUAUACCCCCCAUUUUCUAAUGGCAAAUUUGGGAAGAGCUGUCAUCACCCCCACUUCCAAAAGCAUUCCUUGCCUUCCAGCUGGCUCUUGCAGCACCAAGGAGUGGGGGAGGUGGAAGGCAUGAAGCUCCACUCAGCUUCUGCUGCCUUCCACUUUUCUUUACUCAAGCUGUCAAUCAGGGCAAAUUCUCUGUGUGUUACAGGAGGGGAACCGUGGCUGAGUUCAUUAUGGACUGUGGAAGGUCCACUGACCCCAAAUCCUCCUCAUCUUGCCUGGGAAGCUGGGCUGGAGAUGAGGAUUUUCCCAGGGUGUGGAGGAGCUGGGGUGCUCCUGCCUUUAUCUGGAUUGGAUUUAGAGGGUUUUUUUUAAGCUAAUGGGUGGUGGAAGAAGGAGCAAAACUCUGGUGGUCAGUACUUUGCCUUGCUUCUCUGCCUUCUUUUACCUCACCGACAGAAAUCUCCAUCUCCGUAUUGUGUCCCCACCACCUUUUGCCUCUAAGCUGAGCAUUUUUCCACCUUAAAUCGCUACCAUGAGGUGGGACCCUGCUAAGUGUCACCACAAGGGCUAGAUUGACAAUUUCCCACUGGUUUUGGGGUUAAACAGGGAUACUAAGAAUGCCAGAGUCAUUUUUUCCAUGUUAGGAAAGUUUCUUCGUGGCGCCAGGGAGCCUUGCAUCCCACACAUGAUUUCUUCAAGUAUUUUCUGCUCUUAUUGGGUUAAAAUCUUUGGGGUUUGGUUUGUUGCUUUUGUUUUUUGUUUGGGGGUUUUUUUUUAGUUAUCAAACGUGCUUAAUCAAUUCUUCUGGUCCAUAGGGAUUUUCCCCUGAUUUUCCUUUUAGUUUUGUCCAUGGCAGAACUUUUUCAGGGGCAGGGCAAGAUUCAUCCCUCUGCUUGCUUCCCGAGCACAGACUGAGGGAGAAAUCUGGGGCAAAAGGGCUUUUCUUGGUGUGUUUUCCAUCUCUGUUGUUUGGUGAGGCCAUGAGUGGCAUAGUGUUGAGACUGGAGGGUGGGGAGCGGUGUCCUGUUUUGGCACCCAGGCU